This is a messenger RNA of Emiliania huxleyi CCMP1516, 507 nucleotides long. RefSeq lists its product as hypothetical. Gene Ontology annotation, cellular component: Golgi apparatus. The record is from RefSeq and is a predicted model, not a curated record. Gene Ontology annotation, molecular function: antiporter activity. The coding region runs from base 1 to 507 and encodes 168 amino acids. Lineage: Eukaryota; Haptophyta; Isochrysidales; Noelaerhabdaceae. The transcript has a single exon.
AUGAGCGGUGACCUGAGGACCACGGCCGCGAGUGUCGUCUCUUGGUUCUUGCUCAACAUCGCCAUCGGCAACCUCAACGGCUGGAUCCUCAAGCACCACGGCUUCUCUUACCCGGUGGUGCUGACUGCGGUGCACAUGCUCUGCUGCUGGCUCCUCUCCGCCGUCUGCCUGGUCACCAUCCUGCCUCCCGCAGACCCGCGGCCAACGCCAGUCGGCACCGUGGCCAAGGUCCGCACGCUCGCCCUCGCCUUCUGCGCUUCGGUCGCGCUCGGCAACAUCGCGCUGCGGUACAUCUACGUGUCGUUCGCGCAGAUGGUGUCUGCGGCGUCGCCGUUCUUCACGAUGCUGCUGAUGGGCGCGUAUGGUCGGCAAGCGAUACUCCCUCGCGCUAGUUAUUCGGCGAUCGUGCCGAUGUGCGGCGGCGUGUAUGUAUGUGCUACAGUCGGCGAGCUCUACUUUCUAUAUGCUCGGCUUCACCGCGGUCGUCGCCUCCACCCUGCUCCGUAG